AUGAUUGGUGUCAUGAAACUACCGGGAAUUCUUGCCGCCCUCUUUUUGCUCUGCGGGGCGCUGGUCCGUGCGCAUCGUGUUUCGCCCGCCCAACAAGACGAUGUGACUGUUCUCGAGUCGCCACUGUUCAAUCCGCUCUCGAGUAUAGCUUAUCACGUCCUGAAAGUUGCUGAAGGCCUCCCGAGGGCUCAGAGACAAGCGUUCAACGAUGAGUCGCUCACCAAGCUAUUACAGACUUUUGAAGUCCGAACAAACAGACUGAAACCCCUGGUGGAAAACGUUUUUCUGCUAAUGUCGAAGAAGGAGCGGACAAAAAGCGACUUGGAGAUGUUCCAGAGCGGCAUUGAGGCAAUAGAGAGCAUUUUUUCUCAGCUUCACCGCAGCGGAAAAGAGAUCGAAUCCCUAGAGGACAAAACCUCCUCCCACCGUCUCUGUGAAUCGAUUCUACUCCAUGUACAACAGGGACUGCCAGAGGCUAGGGCACUGAGGACGGCCAAUUUAAAUUCGUCAGAAGCGCUCCCAUCCGUCGUCCAAGACUUCGUUGCCGCGGAAUAUCUGCCGAAUGCAGAAAGAGUGUACAGCUUGAACCAGAAGCUGCAAAACGCUCACAGUGACGAUGGAAUUCCGAAGUCUUCCGCGGACGAACUGUUGGGGGACUGGCAAAGAGCCCAUGCAGGCAUUCAACGUUCUGGAAGGAAGAUCCUUGCACUAAUCGCUAAGGUCAAAAACUCAAUACCUCGAGUGCCCUCCCCCGAUGACUUCGAAACUCUGGCGGCCGCCAUUCACUUUAUGCAAAAGGAUGUAGCCGACGACGUCAAGACGCACAACUGGGAGACACUGCGGAGACGGCUUGAUGCUGCACAAAAAAGGGCUCUUACGCUGCUGCACAACACUCGGCCUCCAACAACAAAACCCCACAAAAUCGAAGGCCUCGACUUACCAAUGGUGACUGAUGUCAUUGCUGUAGGACUCUGCAAUGAUAAAACGCGUGUUUUUAGGGUAUUAGCCUAG
This is a messenger RNA of Besnoitia besnoiti, 1011 nucleotides long. RefSeq lists its product as uncharacterized. The record is from RefSeq and is a predicted model, not a curated record. The coding region runs from base 1 to 1011 and encodes 336 amino acids. The transcript has 6 exons. Lineage: Eukaryota; Apicomplexa; Conoidasida; Eucoccidiorida; Sarcocystidae.